UAAUCAUUGACAGUGUGUAUCAGACGGAUUAAAGAUGAAGACGUCGAUUUCAUUGAUAGCCGAGUUCUGCUUCUUCCAAUUGUGCUUGUGUCAGUUGAAGCAUUAUGUCCUGGAGGAAGGAGAUUUGUUCCGUUUUUCCUGUGACGUCAGUGUUAACCCACUGCAUUUGGUGUUUGAUCCCGUGUUCUUUAGUGUCACAAAGGGUACAGUGAUGACUGGAAUAGCGAUCAACACAGACGUUGACCAAGCGAGCGGGUUUCAACUUCAUCACUUUACAGUGGGACCAGACAACAGUACCUAUGUAAUAGAAAUAUCAAAACGUGUAACACUGGCAGACUCAGGGAACUAUACAUGUGGAUCAAAAGUAACAUACCACAAAACAGAAACGCUCAAGGUUAUGAAAGGUGAUGUCGGUCAUACAUCUCUAACACUACAUAAACUUGAUCGGGAGGUGAUAUCUGAAGCGGGAGUCACAGUGUACAGAGAUUCAAAUGCACCUGACCUUCCGUUACAGGAAGUUAACAUCACAUCUGGUACCUAUAGACUAGUUUGUGCCACACAAAGACAAGAUCUUAAUAUAUCAUACACUAUUUUGAUAAACGGCCUUAAAAUUGCCCGCACAUCAACUGUGGAAGUCGAGCUAAGCUCUGAAGACAGAAAUGUAGCCUGUCGCGUGAGAACAACAGAUAAAUUCACAGACACCCACACCAUCGGGUUUUCUACCAAUGUUCAUGAAGGCAUUGUACCAACUGUAUCGUGUCGGCCACAUCAAUGGGUAAAAGGACAGAGGGACCAGGUGGAAUGCCGUGUGACGGGAGUUGACUGUAAUGCCAUAUCACUCGAUACCGAUCCGUUUCCGACAGGGCAGAACAAUGACGCCAUGGUUUUAUCGUGCCAGAAAAACCAGUCAACGGAGGAAAUGACGAGUAUUCUACAAGUAUCACAUGAAAACAUUCCGGAGACAUUCUUCAUCAAAGUAAAGGGGCUUCUAGAAGACUUCCGGUUUGAAAUCAAAUCACACAUACCACCCCGCUACACAGCUUUGACGAGUACUGCGGAUAGCACGGGUUCUCAGUACAGUUUCGCCUUUAAAGCUAUCGUCACGACAUUGUUGAUGCUUCCAAUUGCUACAAUUCUGGAGAUGUUUCUAAUAUAA
This is a messenger RNA of Ylistrum balloti, 1156 nucleotides long. RefSeq lists its product as uncharacterized. The transcript is spliced from 7 exons. The coding region runs from base 35 to 1156 and encodes 373 amino acids. Lineage: Eukaryota; Metazoa; Mollusca; Bivalvia; Pectinida; Pectinidae. The record is from RefSeq and is a predicted model, not a curated record.